AUGAGGGUCCAGAGCCUCCUACUCCUAGUGGCCCUCCUGGCUUUGGGAAGCUGGCUGCCUUCUGCCUCUGGACGAAAGAAGGGAGAGAAAUCAGGGGGCUGCCCGCCAGAUGAUGGGCCCUGCCUCUCAUCGGUGCCUGACCAGUGUAUAGAAGAUAGCCAGUGUCCCUCGACCAUGAAGUGCUGCUACCGAGCUUGCUUCCGCCAGUGUGUCCCCAGAGUCUCAGUAAAGUCAGGCCGCUGUCCUGAGGACCAUCUGCACUGCCUCAGCCCCAUGAACCACUUGUGCCACCAGGAUGUGGACUGCUCAGGCAAGAAGCGGUGCUGCCUCAGUGCCUGUGGCCGAGAUUGCAGAGACCCUGCCAGAGGGUUGUGGAUUGAAGCGAAGUUGUACCUGUCAGAAGAAGACACCAGGUUUCUUGGAGCUUUCAACCUCUUCCAUGAGAAGAGCUUGCCCAGAAGCCACGGAUCUCCGCAGAGGAGACACACGGAAGCUGAGCUGUCCUAG
This is a messenger RNA of Carlito syrichta (Philippine tarsier), 507 nucleotides long. RefSeq names its product WAP four-disulfide core domain 5 (gene WFDC5). Gene Ontology annotation, cellular component: extracellular region. The coding region runs from base 1 to 507 and encodes 168 amino acids. The transcript has 4 exons. The record is from RefSeq and is a predicted model, not a curated record. Gene Ontology annotation, molecular function: peptidase inhibitor activity. Gene Ontology annotation, biological process: innate immune response; antibacterial humoral response. Lineage: Eukaryota; Metazoa; Chordata; Mammalia; Primates; Tarsiidae.